Molecule: messenger RNA, 3700 nt
Organism: Haplochromis burtoni (Burton's mouthbrooder)
Lineage: Eukaryota; Metazoa; Chordata; Actinopteri; Cichliformes; Cichlidae
Gene: homeza
Product: homeobox and leucine zipper encoding a
Exons: 2
Coding region: 427-2379 (650 amino acids)
Biological process (GO): regulation of transcription by RNA polymerase II
Cellular component (GO): nucleus
Molecular function (GO): DNA-binding transcription factor activity, RNA polymerase II-specific; DNA binding
Source: RefSeq, a predicted model, not a curated record
CGCCUCGAUCUGGCCGGACAGGGGAACCACUUCACAGUUAAAGAACAAAAGCAACAACGGGAGGACCGAGUGGCACGAAAUAACGGCGGCUCGGAUUGAGAGUCUCACGGAUUGGAGCUUUGUGCCGUCUUCGGCAGGAAUUAGCCGACGACUGAACUCCUAGAAAACGCGACAAACUUGGUCGCCUCGGAUCUUUGUAUCCUGACCGUAAUCCGUCGAGGUGCUUGAUAAAUAAGACAAGGGUCAAACAAACGGACGGACGGUAUCGUUUCCCAGCUCUGCCUUUAAACUUCGGCCAUAUAAAGCGAGGUGCCAGGGGGGAAAUCUGAUUUUCUUCGCUUUUCCUUUCGCUCAAACGGACCUCGGGAAUAAAAAAAAGGGCUUGUUUGGCAUUUUUUGGUGAAAGCACACAUUUUGAUAGCCCAGAUGGCUACAUACACUGAACAUAACGGCAGACAUGGACUACCUUUGGACAUGAAGGAGAUGCUAGAAGAAAAAGUAAAGACAGAAUGUGAAGAAAACCUUGAAUCCAAAUGCUCAUCCAAGGAUUUGCGUGACUCUCCCUGCUCAGCUGAAAGCAACACAAGUGGGGUGGCUAGUUUCACCACCAACCACAACUCUGUUGUGUGCCUGCCUCUAGUGUCAGAGGGACUGAAACUGGUAUGGACACAGUCUGAUCAGACCCGUGAACUCGACACCAUCCCAGAGCUGGUCAAAGCCUUCAACUUAUUUCCCUACCCGUCGUCUCGGGAGGUUAGCGCUCUAGCCCGGGUCUGUGCCUUGCCACUGGACAAAGUUAAAGUGUGGUUUAUGGUGCAGAGAAUUAAAUAUGGAAUUAGCUGGUCCUCGGAAGAAAUUGAAGAGACACGGCGAAAGCUGGCAGUGCCGGAGCUUUGUGAUGACUCAAUUGAAACAAAUGAGGAAGACAAAAUGAAAAACAACACAAGUUAUGAGGAAUUGGUAAUUGAAGACAAGGAUAGUGAAGAAGAGGAGAGUGCUCUUUCUAACUACCCACCUCAGACAAACGGCCCAAAGUGUGAGUCACUAGAUUCAUACAAGCCAGCCAAAUCCAGCACACCGUGUUUCAGCUCAACCCUCCCACCGCCUCAGGAUUCGUACUUCUACCACCCACCAGCAGACACGCCAGCAGCCGAUGUUUCCUUUGACCUUUCGGACUCUUCUCCACGACAGCACCGCCAUGGACGCUACAAAAAGUCUAAAGCUCAGCUUGCUGCCCUUCGCAAAAGUUUUCUAAGAGAGAACUGGCCUGCAGAGGCAGAGCUUAGACGCUUGCAGGAAGAAACGGGGCUGAGCCGUAACGACAUACGUAAAUGGUUCAGUGACAGUCGUUACCAGCUGCGCGUCGGUCGAGGAAGCCUGGCAGCAGCCCAGAACUUUUCUCAGCAAGCUGCUGUGGGAAGUAAACAUGAUCAACAGUCUCAGCCUCUUCCACUUAUUACUCAAAAGUCUCGUCAGCUGAAUGGGGCGAAAGGCCAUGAGCCAGCACGUAGCAAUGGGAUUAGAAAUUCACACUUCUUCCAGACCUUUUUGUCAAAUAGCCUGGAGGCAUUUGGGGAAAGGGUUCUUGAGGCACAAGGGCACGAUGUUAUUGAGGAUCUUUCAGGGGAAGGAGACACUUUCAAAGAUGAGGAACAGUGUGAUGAACGACCCUUACAGUUGACAAAGACUUGCAAGAUUGAGCCAGAUGUUCCCCUGGAACCAUUAAGUAUAUCCAAAUACUCUCCUUAUUCUUCCCCCUCAGACAGCCCACCAUUGUCUGUCUCACCUAACAAACCAUUUUCAAACAAAAUCACCACAUCAAAGAAGCUAGGCCAGUCAGCCAAAACCAGUCCCUCCACAUCUACAUCCCCUGCCCUCACUCCUGCUGGGCGACCAAGAAAGACCAAGGAGCAGUUGGAUGUGUUAAAGCAGCAUUUCUUGCGUUGCCAAUGGCCUAAGAGUGAAGACUACACUGAACUUGUUAAGCUUACUGGUUUGCCGCGGGCAGAUGUUAUUCAGUGGUUUGGGGACACACGCUAUGCUGUCAAAAAUGGCCAGCUGCGCUGGGUAAAGGGGGUCCGUGAUCAGUUCUUGGCAGAGCUGGCUUCCCAGCAAAGCAGCUGCGGUUUAACAAAUGGAAGUGGAACAUCCUCUCGGCCCGGGGGUAGCCGUAAACGAAAAUCUCAAGCAAAUGGAAGGAGUGCAGAUUCCCCAGAUAUCCAGCCGUUGGUUAACUAUUACCUUUCAAAUGGCACACUACAUGAAAAAGACCUUGAUUCUCUAUGCAAGAAAUCGAGAAUGAGCUACCAGCAGGUGCGGGAUUGGUUUGCAGCUCAGGACGUUGGGGAAACUGAGCAGGAAUCUAUUGUUGUUACUUAAUAACAUUUCUACAAGUUGAGGUGCUCUUCAAAUAAUUUGCACCAUGAAGCAUAAAUAUUACUUUGGUUAAUAUUGCUUUAACUGAGCAGGUUUGUAACAUUCAGUCUUCCCACUACAAGCCCAAAGUGAGGUUUGUGUUUUAUAUGUGCUGCAUUCCCUGCUUUCCCUAAUAUAUUUGGACUUGAAAUACCAUUGUGCUGCCUACAUUACUGUAAAUAGCGCAGCAACUUGUACACUGGUUUGCUUUAUUUUUUGAGCUUAUUAUUUUUGUUUAGAUAUCACUACAGAAUUUCUAGUAUAUUAUGUAGUUUUAUAAUUUAAAUUGGUUGUACAUUUGGUACCUGACUGUAGCAAACAACCUACUGCUCCAUAAAAUGUCUACAUUGACAAAUUUGUUGACUGAUCACUGUGUGUAACCAUUCCUUUAUAGCCAACAAGUCCUCAUCAUGAAAAGCACACUGGACAUGCACACUUUAAAUUGAUGUCUUGCACUUUGGUUUAUGAUCCUGCUGCCGUUAUGUUAAUUAAAUCCAAUUAUUUCACAGAACAUAAAUUCCUAAUUGUACAGUGUUGUUCUUGAUACUUUUAAACUCCUCACUUUUCUUUUUAAGUUACAGAAAAUACAGCUAAAUUUAAUAGCUACAGCGUAUUUAUGAAACACAUUCCUCAAUAUCCUUAGUCUCUCUGCUGUAAUUCUUAGUAAAUAAAUAGCUUGCAUACAAGUGCACCUUUGUGACAGUAACAGUCAACAGUACUAAGAAGCAGCAGACACAUCAAUGGCAUACAAACACCAACCCACUCAUUGAUUCAGUUUUGGGUUUUUUGUUUUUUUUUUCUUUGGUUCCACCCCUAUUCUGUCUUAGUAGUUAACUUUCAGGUUUAUAAUAUAGACAAAAACAGUACUGUGUAAUCCAAAGAAGUUUUGUUUUUCAGAUAACAUUAUGAUUCAUAACCCAAGCAUUAUCAAAUUGUCUUAUCAGUUUAUGUAUUUAUUAGUUAUUUCCUUCAUGGCUGUGUUUGAGAGAUGAAAAAUGUUUUAGUUGACAUACCAAGAAUGAAGUGGGCUUUAAACAGAGUCCGUUUAGUUUCUUAGAAAUGCCUGGACAAAGGCUGGAAAUGUUACGAAGCAGUGUGCAUCACUUUGUUUUGUCAUCCUGUUAGUCAGGAAAAAGCUAAUGUGUCAUACUUUGGGGAAAUGUUCAUAACAUGUAGUGUCCUCCUUGGUUGAUGUUCUCUUCUUUUUUUUUUUUUCCCCCCCUUGUUGGAAAACUUCUUAUUUGCACAUUUGUGUCACUGGAAACCAGUAAAGCAUUGACCUUUA